Molecule: messenger RNA, 1473 nt
Organism: Endocarpon pusillum Z07020
Lineage: Eukaryota; Fungi; Ascomycota; Eurotiomycetes; Verrucariales; Verrucariaceae
Product: Fumarate hydratase
Exons: 4
Coding region: 1-1473 (490 amino acids)
Biological process (GO): tricarboxylic acid cycle; malate metabolic process; fumarate metabolic process
Cellular component (GO): mitochondrion; tricarboxylic acid cycle heteromeric enzyme complex
Molecular function (GO): fumarate hydratase activity
Source: RefSeq, a predicted model, not a curated record
AUGACACAGUCCGGCGGAACAUCAGGACACAGUCGACUUCUGGCUCAAGCUGACCAGAGACAUCUGCAGGCUGCUUCGACAAGGACAGAAAGCGACGCCUUUGGAGAGAUCCAGGUGCCUUCGGACAAGUACUGGGGCGCUCAAACUGAGAGGUCACUGGAGAACUUCAAGAUCAACCAGCCUCAAGAUCGGAUGCCCCCGGGAGUGAUCAGAGCAUUUGGUAUCUUGAAGGGUGCUGCUGCAACCGUGAACAUGAAAUAUGGGCUUGAUCCUAAGAUCGGAGAAGCAAUCCAGCAGGCAGCUGCCGAAGUUGCUUCUCUUAAGCUCAUCGAUCACUUUCCCCUUGUCGUCUGGCAGACUGGUUCAGGUACACAAUCCAACAUGAACGCCAACGAGGUCAUCUCCAACCGCGCAAUCGAGAUAUUAGGAGGAACAAUGGGAACCAAGAAGCCAGUCCAUCCAAAUGAUCACGUCAACAUGUCCGCCUCGUCGAAUGACUCUUUCCCUACCGUAAUGCAUAUCGCCGCUGUCCUCGAGAUUGAAGGCGACCUUCUUCCUGCUCUUAAAUCCCUCCGUGACGCCCUCAAAGCCAAAGCUGAAUCUUUUGAGAAGAUCAUCAAAAUCGGCCGAACUCAUCUCCAAGACGCCACUCCUCUGACUUUAGGUCAAGAAUUUGGUGGAUAUGUCGCCCAGCUCGACCGUAACGUCGAACGCAUCGAUGCCUGUCUUCCACAUCUUCGCCAACUAGCGCAAGGCGGCACAGCAGUAGGCACAGGUUUGAACACCUUCGUUGGUUUCGCCGAAGGCAUUGCAGAAGAAGUAUCGAAGCUAACGGGUACGGAAUUCAAAACUGCUCCGAACAAGUUCGAAGUACUCGCCGCGCAUGACUCGGUAGUGGAAGCCAGCGGAACCCUCAACACGCUCGCCUGCUCUCUCUUCAAAAUCGCCCAGGACAUCCGCUAUCUUGGAUCCGGCCCCCGCUGCGGACUAGGAGAGUUGCAACUGCCGGAGAAUGAACCCGGAUCCUCCAUCAUGCCCGGUAAAGUCAACCCUACUCAAUGCGAAGCACUUACCAUGGUCGCUGCCCAGGUAAUGGGCAACCACGUCGCGGCCACCGUCGGUGGCAUGUCCGGCCAAUUCGAACUCAACGUUUUCAAACCGCUCAUGAUCCGCAAUCUAUUACAUAGCGUUCGCCUCCUUGCCGACGGAAUGCGCAGCUUUGAGAAGAAUCUGGUUGUGGGGAUCAAGGCGGAUGAGAAAAGAAUUGCAACCCUAUUGCAUGAGAGCCUCAUGCUGGUCACGUGCUUGAAUCCCGUGAUCGGUUAUGAUAUGGCGAGUAAGGUGGCGAAGAAUGCGCAUAAGAGGGGUUUGACGCUUAAGCAGAGUGCGAUGGAGUUAAAGGCGUUGAGCGAAGGGGAUUUCGAUAAGUAUGUGAGGCCUGAGUUGAUGUUGGCGCCGAAGGAGAAAAAAUGA